AUGGCGCCCUCUAUUCGCGGCCCAGUCCCCUGGCGCAUCUGUCAAUGCCUCGUCCGCCAGCAUCUCCGGUCGUCACAUCUCGCAAAACCCCGGCACCUCUCCACGUCCUCCUACCUGAACAACCAUGCAAGCCCCAGCAACCCCCUGCGGUCCCAGGCCCGGCGCGCGGCGGAGAGCCAGUCCCAGCAUCGACGCUCCAUUAUCCUGUCCACUGCAGGCAUUGUGGCUUGUGCUGUGGCUAUGUAUGGGGUCAUUAAGCUGGACGUGUUCGGACUGGAUGCCAUCGAGGCCGAGAAGAAGGGCGAAAACCAGCCCAACCCCGGCGAAGUUGUCACUACGAACAACAACAAAGCAAUGAAGAUGGACGGCCCGUCAGGAUUUCCGGAGAGUGCCGGACCAUCCGUGAUUCCGAUCCAGGGCAAGGAUGGUUUGGAGCAGGUGGCGACGGGGAAUAGUACCGUCCCGUACUUCCCCAGCACGAUCCGGCUGCCGGCUAUGUCAUCUGGGCAUCAACCCGGGGACGAGCUCCCGUCUGCUGGCGGAGAUGAAUACCAGCUGUUGGGUCUUGGUAUCCGCACGGUCUCGUUCCUGUCGAUUCAGGUGUAUGUCGUCGGGCUGUACGUGGCCAAGUCGGAUAUCACUGAGCUUCAGCAGCGACUAGUCCGGACCGCGAUGCACCCCCCAUCCGUCAGCGACAUAUCAGCCGUGACCAGCGUGGGCGCCGACUCCGCAACCUCCCUCGUCCCGCCGGAGCGUCAGCAGCUGAAGGAUCUACUCCUCGACCCGGAGCGCGGCGACGCCGCAUGGACUGCACUGCUACAGGAUCCCGGGAUCCGCACUGCCUUCCGCAUCGUGCCCACACGCAACACGGACUUCAUGCAUCUGCGCGACGGUUGGGUUCGGGGUAUUACGGGACGAGCGCAGAAGAAGCCCGAGUUCAGCGAUGAGGAAUUCGGGUCGGCCAUGAACGAUUUCAAGGCUGUGUUUGGUGGCAGUCAGCGCAAGAACGUGCCCAAGUGCCAGACGUUGGUACUGCUGCGCGGUGCCAAUGGCGCUCUCGAUGCGCUGUUCCAGCCUGAUCCCGCCCAGCCUUCCCGGUGGUUGGGUCGUGUGGCGGACGAGCGGAUUAGCCGGCUGGUGUGGUUGAAUUAUCUGUCUGGGAAAACGGUGUCCAGCGAUGGGGCUCGGAAGAGCAUUGUCGAUGGCCUGAUGACGAUUGUUGAGCGGCCCGUUGGAACCGUCGUGCAACGCGUGGUAUAA
Molecule: messenger RNA, 1260 nt
Organism: Penicillium lagena
Lineage: Eukaryota; Fungi; Ascomycota; Eurotiomycetes; Eurotiales; Aspergillaceae
Product: chalcone isomerase domain-containing protein
Exons: 1
Coding region: 1-1260 (419 amino acids)
Molecular function (GO): intramolecular lyase activity
Source: RefSeq, a predicted model, not a curated record